AUGAAUUUGUCGGGGAGGUUUUUCGUGAAGUCUAAUUACAUACGGGCUGCAAAAGAUGACUGGGUUCUUUGUGAUGUAAGGCUACUUACGGAUGAUACGGACACUUUUUUGUGUAUCAAAUCAUUACCAUCCUCGAUACUAUUGAAUGGAACGAACAGUUAUUUAGAGAAUGAGGAUGGAAAGCUCCCCGAGAAAAGUCCGUAUCGCAUUGAGAAUUUUGCCACAAGACCAUUUACUGCUUUGUGCAACCUUAGCGAAUACAAGUCAUGUUCUAUGAGAACAGAGGCUGUCAAUUCAAGUGCUUCUUUUGCACUAAAGCUUGUCCCAUCCGGUGUUUUCGGAAACAAAAAGCUUCUCAUUGCUACAGAAGAUGAAAAUGAAAUAACUACCUGGCUAGCGAUUUGCAAAACAUGCAUAGGCAAGAAGUCAAGAAACGGUUCAUCUGCCCACAGAGACUUAGGAUGUAAUCUUGGAACGCUAAGCAAAUCUGGCAGCUUUAUGUCUCUAAAACCCAAUUCGCAGGCUUGUGAAAGCGAAUUUGAUGAUGCGUUGAUGGACAAUGAAGUUUAUGAAGCAUACUCUUCAGAGGAUAAGAUUCCUGCAAUACUUGAAGAAGCUGGCGACUGGGUGAAAUUACACUUGUGUCAACCAGACUGUUAUCUACGUCUAACAACAGAUCGUUUGGAAGUUUUGGAUUAUUACAGUCAUAAACCGGUUCAUUGGUUCCCCUACCUUCUGAUUCGUAGAUUUGGCGCAGCUAAUGGUGUAUUACGUGUUGAUGCUGGUAGACGAUGUUCUACUGGGGAUGGAAAAUUCUUUUUUCGGUGUAGUCCACCAAAUGGACAACCAGUUGAUGCAUUAGUCACACAAAUACGUCAACUAGCUUUGGAAGCUAAACAACGUACAAAGCGUAGUCAAUUAACUUCUAGUAAUUUAGAAUUACACGUCAAUAACAACAACUGUGAUGAUAAUAAUAAUAAUAACGGUGAUGUAAACAGUACAAAUCAUAUCAAAGGAUCAUUAUUAUCUCAUACUGGAGAUAAUUUAAAUAAUGAUCAGAUAGAAAGUAUCCACGGAACAUUACCACGUGCACGAAUGAAACGUUCAAAAGUACCAGGUGAAAAUCUAACUUCACGUUCCAGCUCAAAUAAUAUUAAUGGCUGCGUUAAGGGCGGCAGCGGUAGCGGCGGCGGUGAUGGUGAUGAUGGUGGUGGUGGUUGCCAUAAUAGUACUGAGUGUACACCUCCUAAAGCCACUCCAGAACUAUCAGAUGAGCUUGAUUCAAAUCUGCCAGCUUCUAGUGUAAAUGAUACGGAAGUGUUUAAAGCAACACCUUGUAAAGGAACAAAAAGUAAUCCAGAACCAGUGAAUACAUCAUAUCUUUAUGAUAAUUUACCUCGUCCACCACGUCGUGCUUCACGUUUACCUGGAGCUGUGAAUGUACUUCCAUUGCCAACACGUAGUAGCAGUAGCAAUAGUAAACAGAAAGAUUUCAACUUGUCAAUAAACUCCUCAAUAACUAGUACAAAUAACUCACGAAAUUCUACAGAUACUCUUGAUGAUUUAGUGAAAUUAAAUUCGCGACAUAUUGCCUCUUCUACUGCUUCAUCAUCAAUACCUUCAACAACAGUGUCACCUGCAAUUACUCCGAUUACACCAUCAAUAACAUCAACAUUAGCAUUAACUCCAUUGUCUAUGUCUUCAUCUUCUCCAUUUAUAACGUCUAGAUUAAGUUCUACAUCUUCAUCAUCCCCAACUUCAAGUCUAAAUAAUCAGAAAGUGGAAACUCCAAUUAUUCCACCACACUCUUCAAUAAUAGCACUUAAUCAUGUUCCACCGUACAGUAAAAAUCAUGAAAUGAAUACUACAACAGCAUCAUCAUCAUCAUCAAUAAAUUUUAUAGACAGUACAGAAACAAAGUCAAGUGAAACAUGUUCUAAUCCACCUUCACCUUCUUCUUGUCAAUUAACAACAAUAAUGACAACAUCAACAACCGUAUCGACUACAUCAUCAUCUAAUUCUAUGAAUAAUUCAAAUCAUAUUAUUAAUGGAUUACAUGAGAAUGGUAUAAAGAAUAGGCAAAAACCUCCUUGUUUAUCACUUCCUAUGACAUCAUCAUCAUCAUCAUCUCUACAAUCACCAAUAUUUACAGUCAAUAAUACUGCCAAUAACAAUAGUGAUUAUGAUAAUAAUAAUAAUAAUAAUAAUAAUACUGAAUCAAAAAUGGAUAUUCACAAAUCUUCAAAUAAAUUAACACACUCGACAGGACUAAUGCGGGUACCCUUAUCAACGAAUAAACAAUCAGAUACUGAUCAACAAUUCCACUCACAGCAACAAUCACAGCCACCCCAACAACAACAACUACCAAGUAAAUUAUCCCAUUUGACUAAUUCAAAAACUAGUUCAGCUUCACUAUAUCUACGUGGACCUCAUCCAACUUCAAAACCGGAAAUUAAUAUCAUUUCUUCAAAUUCGCUUACAUCUUCAACUUCUUGUACAACACUGGUGACUUGUUCACCUACAAUAAACACUAUCACACAACCAAUUCCUUUACCGAUUAAAAUGGAUUCAAUAUUUCAUGCUAAAAAAUCAACUUCACGUAGAUCACAAGAGAACAAUAGUAAUAGUUUAACAUUAACUACACCAAUAACUAAUAGUUUAAAUAAAAAUCCUAUAACAAAAGAUGAUUCACGUCGAUAUUUAAGUGAAUUAGAUAGUGUAAUAAAAGAAUUGUGUGAAGCAAAUGAAGCUGCUGUACAAGCUACACGUAUAGCUGCACAACGAAGACAAUUACUUGGUGGUUGGUCAACAUCGAACAAUUCAACAUCAACAAAUGAAUCAAAACCUAUACCUAUCUCAAAUAGUACAAAUGCUUAA
Messenger RNA from Heterobilharzia americana, 2877 nucleotides. The record is from the annotation of a GenBank genome assembly. Lineage: Eukaryota; Metazoa; Platyhelminthes; Trematoda; Strigeidida; Schistosomatidae.